AUGGCGAUGGAGUUUCAGCUCGACAUCGCGUUCCUGGAGCGGCCCGAGGACAACCUGACCACAGAGCGCACCUACCCCGGCGACCUUCUUGCAGGCCUUGCGGAAGCCAUGAAGGGUAAUGCUCCCAGCGUUUCGUCUGGGUAUGAUGCGCCUAGCGCGUCACCUGGAUACCAUGCUCCCAAUGUUUCACCAGGCGCACCCAGUGUGUCAUCGGGCUACAAUGCUCCCAACGUUUCGUCUGGGUAUGGUGCGCCUACGCCCUAG
This is a messenger RNA of Pollicipes pollicipes, 264 nucleotides long. RefSeq lists its product as uncharacterized. Lineage: Eukaryota; Metazoa; Arthropoda; Thecostraca; Pollicipedomorpha; Pollicipedidae. Bases 1 to 264 code for a protein of 87 amino acids. The record is from RefSeq and is a predicted model, not a curated record. The transcript is spliced from 4 exons.